UUGGCAAUGCGGGGAGCGGGAGGGAUUGCCAAGUUGGCAAAGUUUGCCGGGCUCCGCUCUCCUCCCCCUCCCGCGGAUGGGCAGACGGCAAGGAGGAGCCCCGAGGGAUUUGCGCUCCGCUCAUCCUUCCCUAUCCGGCUCCCCCUCCCCGGGCCUGAGUCGUAAUCCUGCCGCCUGCGCGCCAGAGCGGGGGUCAGUCAUGGCUGCGGCGCUGAUCCUCUCCCGGGGUUGCGCGGGGUGUCUCCUCCGCCGCAGCUUCCAUGCCCGGAGAUGGAGGCCCGCCCCGAUCCGCAGGAUUUUCCAGCCAUACCAUUCUGAUCAGAAAAUGUCAUUGGGUCUUGAAACCCUCUUUGAGUACAUUGAUAAACACCAGGACAUCUAUGUGGAGCGACUGGCCAAGUGGGUGGCAAUUCAGAGCGUAUCGGCAUGGCCCGAAAAGAGAGGAGAAAUCCGACAGAUGAUGGAAGUUGCAGCCAAAGAUAUUGAACGUUUGGGUGGCACAACAGAGUUGAUAGACAUUGGGAAACAGAAGCUACCAGACGGUUCGGAGCUUCCUUUACCUCCUAUAAUUCUAGGCAAACUCGGCUCUAAUCCUAACAAGAAAACGGUUUGUGUUUAUGGACACCUGGAUGUUCAGCCCGCAGCACAAGAGGAUGGCUGGGACAGCGAGCCUUUUACCCUGGUAGAAAGAGAUGGGAAGUUGUAUGGCCGAGGGUCAACAGAUGACAAAGGUCCAGUGCUUGCCUGGCUGAAUGCCUUGGAGGCUUAUCAACAAACUAAACAGGAAAUCCCAGUGAAUGUAAAGUUUUGUUUAGAAGGUAUGGAAGAAUCCGGCUCUGAAGGCCUUGAUGAACAGAUAUUCGCACGAAAGGACACUUUCUUCAAAGACGUGGACUAUGUUUGUAUCUCUGAUAACUACUGGCUGGGCAAGAAGAAGCCGUGCAUUACCUAUGGCCUCCGAGGCAUCUGCUAUUAUUUCAUAGAGGUGGAAUGCAGUGACAAAGACCUUCAUUCAGGAGUAUAUGGUGGCUCCGUUCAUGAAGCUAUGACAGACCUGAUUGCCUUAAUGGGAUCACUAGUGGAUAAGAGAGGGAAGAUCCUGAUUCCUGGUCUCCAGGGGAUGGUGGCUUCCCUCACUGAGGAGGAGCAACAACUUUACGAUCGAAUUGACUUUGAUCUGAGGGAGUAUGCGGAAGACAUUGGAGCCACACGACUGCUGCACGAAACCAAGAAAGACAUCUUGAUGCACAGGUGGCGAUACCCAUCCUUAUCCCUCCAUGGAAUAGAAGGAGCUUUCUCAGGAUCCGGUGCCAAAACUGUGAUUCCACGAAAAGUUAUUGGCAAAUUUUCCAUAAGACUAGUGCCAGACAUGACUCCGGAAGCUGUGAACAAGCAGGUUCAGGAUUACUUGUCCAAAAAGUUUGCUGAAUUGCACAGCCCCAAUAAAUUCAAAGUCUCUCUGGGCCAUGGUGGAAAACCCUGGGUAUCAGAUUUCAACCAUCCCCACUACAUGGCUGGGAGAAAAGCCAUGAAAACAGUAUUUGGCGUGGAGCCAGACUUGACCAGAGAAGGUGGGAGCAUUCCUGUCACGCUAACCUUCCAAGAAGCAACCGGCAAGAACGUAAUGCUGCUGCCUGUUGGAUCUGCAGAUGAUGGAGCCCAUUCUCAGAAUGAGAAACUCAACAGGUACAACUAUAUUCAAGGUGUCAAACUGUUGGGUGCAUACCUAUACGAAGUUGCCCAGCUCAAGGACUGAAUCUGAAUGUUGGUCUUGCAAAUGAAAGUUGCUGGUGGGGGACCUGCAAGUUCUCGCAACAUACUUCCUUGCAACUUUAAAAAAACUGCACUAAUUUUCUUCCCCCCUCUUUGUUACCAGACUAACUCAUGCAGAGACGCCUGGCAAAAUAUUUUUGAAUUCCAUGUUGAACAUCUUGUAUAGAUGGAUCUUUGGCCCAAAUUAAAGUUCUAUUCCAGGCAGUUACUGCUGUACUGCCAAGCCCUAACUAUUGUUCCAGGGUGGGAGUGGGUGAUACACAGAUGGGGAAAGCUGUCUAUGGAAAGGCCCUGUUUUCCCAACCACUGUAUGCGUAAGCCAGCAGCAAGUGAUUUAUUAAUGCCCUAUCAGCGUCUCCAUUGGUUUUCUGCAAUCGUCUCCUAGAUCUUAUACAGUUCCUUUCCCCAGAAUCUGUGGCAAAUCCACACCUCUUUCUGGGCAAGAGCUGUGCUUGUUUUAACAAGAUCAGAGAAGGCAACAAAGUCCUCCUUGGAAUGUUUUGGAAUUGGAAGGUGGGAAGUGGGUGAAGAGGAGGCGUCUCCAGUCCCUCCCACCCAGCCAGCCACUAAGCUCUUGCUGUGACUCUUGGCAGUCUCUGCGGAUGUUGUUGACAUUGCACACUCCAGGUUAUUCGUAACAUACUGGUAUUUUUCUAGAGCAUUCUUUGUACUCCCAAGUGAAAAGCUGCUAAAUAAUAAUUAAAAGAAAUCUGGUUCUACCAACUUUGUGGUAACUGUCUUG
This is a messenger RNA of Gekko japonicus, 2515 nucleotides long. It is a transcript of the gene CNDP2, whose product is annotated as CNDP dipeptidase 2 (metallopeptidase M20 family). The record is from RefSeq and is a predicted model, not a curated record. Gene Ontology annotation, molecular function: metallodipeptidase activity. Gene Ontology annotation, biological process: proteolysis. The coding region runs from base 77 to 1756 and encodes 559 amino acids. NCBI's taxonomy places the organism in Eukaryota, Metazoa, Chordata, Lepidosauria, Squamata, Gekkonidae. Gene Ontology annotation, cellular component: cytosol. The transcript has 12 exons.